Molecule: messenger RNA, 876 nt
Organism: Eremothecium gossypii ATCC 10895
Lineage: Eukaryota; Fungi; Ascomycota; Saccharomycetes; Saccharomycetales; Saccharomycetaceae
Gene: IES2
Product: Ies2p
Exons: 1
Coding region: 1-876 (291 amino acids)
Biological process (GO): chromatin remodeling
Cellular component (GO): Ino80 complex
Source: RefSeq, marked provisional
AUGGUGUGUUCUCCGUCAAAAAUCCCCACGAAAGCGUCCGUUGCGGCAAGUCUGCUCCCCACAGACACUUAUAACGGCCACCGAAGAUCCCAGCUGGCCCAGCUGGCGAUGAAGAGCGAUAUGUCUGAUGAGAAUGGGUACGAGGACGGGUCUGCCGAGGACUACUCGCUGCAGGAGGUGGCGGAGGAUGAUCUUUAUGCAGAGGGCGAUAACGACGACGGCGACUACCAGUACGAUGAGGGAGAAGACGACGAGGAAUCGGCGCCCUCGGCGAAGCGGACUAGCAGGUCCGCGCGGCAGCGCGUUGUGUAUGACUAUGGCGAGGCGGAGGAGGAGUACGAGGAGCUGGACGAAGAAGAGGUGGCUACCGACGAGGUAGUAUCGCCGCGCAAGAAGGUGUCGGCCAUCACGUUCGCCGACGACGAGGACGAUGAUGACGAGGAGGACGACGAGGAGGCUGCUGUCGUGGCGCGGGCGCGCGCCAACUCGCGCAACAAGAUGGUCCUCGACCUCAUGGAUGAGAAUAACGUGCGCAAGCGCGGCACAGACCAUCUAACGGAGGAGGAGCUGCAGCUGCGGCGUGCGGAGAACGCGCGCAAGCGCCGCAACCUGUCCGAGAAGAAGCUGGAGGAGGAGAAGCAGGACACGAUCAAUAAGCUGCUUAAGCGGCGCGCGGGCAAGUCGCGUUCGAACCUGCAGGCCUCGGAGAAGGAAGCCUCGGUUGACGAGGCGGCAUACUCGAAACCGCGGCGUCCUUACCAUGCAAUUGGCAUGCUGCGUGUGCUGCGCACUGCAUCCGAAGACCGUUUCGCUAUCGCUCCGCGGCCGGUCGACGACAGCGCGGCGCAGCGUUCGCCCACAGCCUCCGAGGGCUAG